AUGUUCGGUAGCCCUUCCAAGCCGUUGUUUGGGACUCAGCAACCUGCUGCGUCUGGCACUACAACACAAGGUGGAUUUUCAUUUGGCACUCUGACAACAUCAAACGCCUUCGGGUUCGGUCCUAAACCUAAGACAUUUUCAACACUUGGUCUGGGUCCAACUCCUGCGAAGACUUCAACAAACAUAUUUGGAUUUGGGACAACAACAUCCAACACACCUUCCUUUAGUUUUUCAGCUGUCACCAAGCCGGGAUCACUGUUUAGUACUACUCUUGGCUCUUCAUCGACUACUGCAGUGCCAGGCUCUCUUUUUUCGUUUCCGUCGGUCCAAGGGAGCCAAACAACAUCUGGUUUACAGCUAGGGUCUGGAUUGUUGACUCAUAGUACUGCUCUACAACAGCAGCAGCAGCAGCAACAACAACAGCCGCAACAAUCAGUUGAUGCAUUCUACGCUUCUCUGUCACAGCCUAUGCUUUUUGGUGACGAACGAGAUAAUAUAAUCGCCCGUUUAAACCAACUGCAAGCCAUGCUCGGUAUGGGGACAGGGUAUUCGGCCCUGGGAACUGUGACCUAUACACCGGAUAAUCCGUUCUCGCGUUUUCGUGGCAUAGCGUACAAUGUCAUGCCCACUAGUUCGGAGGCUGAUGGUCUUGUUUGCAUGGAAUUGACAAGGGCCUUCUCUGAGGUGCUUCCGCUGAAGCAAGGCAUACAGGAUCACAUAUUCAGGCUCCUUGGUGGUCGUGCCAACUAUCAGCUUGUAAUUGAAGAAAUCAGACCGUCUGCUCGUUCUGAAACCAAUACUGAGGUUGUCAUCAAGGUUAUCGAACGACUUGCUUCUGGCGCGACGCACAUCGUGCCAGCCAGCGAUCUGGCAAAUUUCUUGUGUGGUCCGUCUACUAAGCCACAGCUGGAGUCUCAGUUAUGUGUAUGUCGUCUGAUGCCGGAACUUGCACCCUCCGCUUCGCAAAUCAACGCCUACCUCGAGAUUCCGCCUGCAGGAUUCGACAAACGUGUCUGGCAGCAGGCUCGGGAAGACAAUCCAUCGCCGAACCGCCUCAUUCCCGUCCCGGUAAUCGGGUUUGCUGAUCUGAAAAGGCGCCGUGAUGGGCAACUUCUUUUUGGUGACCAGCAGCGCAAGGCCGUCAAGCAUCUGCUAUCUGUGGCCAGUGCCUUACAAGCUCAGCAGCUCUGUGCCUCACAAAAGAUUGCUCAAAUCAAACGCAAACAGAUUGAACUCAACCAUCGCAUCCUAAAGCUCUUGGCAAAGCAGACAGUGGCGCGCCGUGCGGGAUUCGCCAUCAGCGCAGAGGAAGAGGCCCUGCGAUGUGCGUUGGAUCAUAUUUGGUCAGAGAUCACCGCACCACGAGGUCUGCGCGCCCGCAUUCAGCAGUUACUGCCCAGCGUACGCACCAAGGCGACUACUGGUGAGGCAUCGAAGAAGCAGAUUGCGACAGUGGCAGACAUCCCUGAAGAUUCUGAGGCCCUUGUAGCCACCACAACUGCCUGGUGGCAGCACCCAGAGAUUGUGGAUGAUUUGCGCGAGUACUUAAGCCAACGAACUACGGGAAUUAAGGAGAUGCGACGCCUUCUCACAGAGUUGAAUGCAGUAGUGCGAAUUCUUACGGAGAAGAAAACGAAGGCGUCCGCUGCCGCCAACACCGCUGCCGGAUUAACCAGUUACCCUGGCUUUGGAGUGAAAGUAGAGCCCACCCUGUAA
This is a messenger RNA of Hydatigera taeniaeformis, 1716 nucleotides long. Lineage: Eukaryota; Metazoa; Platyhelminthes; Cestoda; Cyclophyllidea; Taeniidae. The record is from the annotation of a GenBank genome assembly.